Molecule: messenger RNA, 1824 nt
Organism: Cucurbitaria berberidis CBS 394.84
Lineage: Eukaryota; Fungi; Ascomycota; Dothideomycetes; Pleosporales; Cucurbitariaceae
Product: WD40 repeat-like protein
Exons: 4
Coding region: 1-1824 (607 amino acids)
Biological process (GO): actin filament depolymerization; positive regulation of actin filament depolymerization
Cellular component (GO): cortical actin cytoskeleton
Molecular function (GO): actin filament binding
Source: RefSeq, a predicted model, not a curated record
AUGUCACUAGUCUCAGAGGCCAUCUGGGCAGCGUCCCCAACCACAACUCGAGGACAGCCGACACCUCUUUCUUCAGACCCCAAGGGCGAGCGCAUAGCCUAUGCUUCUGGCAAAUCCGUCUUCCUCCGCUCCAUCGAUGACCCCGCCGUCAGUAAACAAUACACACAGCACACGACUCAGACCACUGUCGCUCGGUUCUCGCCAUCUGGCUUCUAUGUAGCUAGUGGAGAUGUCUCAGGUACAGUCAAAGUAUGGGACUGCGCGGGCGAAGGCGCUACAAAAGGUGAUUAUCACAUCAUCGCCGGGCGAAUCAACGACAUCGCCUGGGACGGCGACUCGCAGCGCAUCAUUGCCGUAGGCGACGGAAAAGAGCGGUUUGGGCACUGCAUCACGGCGGACAGCGGCAACAGCGUGGGCGAAAUUUCAGGACACUCCUCGCAAAUCAAUUGCGUCUCCAUCCGCCAGCAACGGCCUCUCCGUGCGGCAACCGGCUCUGACGACACCAGCCUGGUCUUCUACCACGGCGCUCCCUUCAAGUUUAACACUAGCCUAAGAGGGCAGCACAAUCGCUUCGUAUUCGGCACCGCAUUCGCUCCAGAUGGUUCUGUUUUUGCGAGCGUGGGCGCAGACAAACGCAUCUGGCUAUACGACGGCAAAACUGGCGAGGCAAAGGGACAGAUCGGCGAGGGAGUACAUACGGGCAGCAUCUUCGGUAUCUCCUGGGCUAAAGACUCGAAGAGACUGGUGACUGCUAGCGCUGACCAGACGGUCCGGAUAUGGGAUCCAGAAGCAGGCAAGGCUAUUCAGACAUGGAGAUUGGGCGAAGAGGGUGUCACCAGUGUGCCUGAUCAACAGGUUGGCGUUGUUUGGCCGACGGGCCGGAGCGAUGGCCUGGUGAUCAGUGUGGAUCUAGAGGGAAAUCUCAAUUACCUCAACGACGGGAACCCGAAACCAACGCGAGUGGUGCGCGGCCACCAAAAGAACAUCACAGCAGCCGGCAUUGCUGGGUCUACGUUCGCUACAGGAAGCUAUGAAGGCCGGGUCCUGGCGUGGGACCUCUCUACGGGACUCGCAGACAAAGUGGAAGGCGCUUCCCACUCAAACUACGUGGCCGGAAUCACCACAUCAGAUAGCAAGGGCGAGGCUGAGCUUUACACUGUAGGCUGGGACGACACUCUGCGCUCUAUCUCGGUCCCGAACAUGAUCUUCACUGGGGAGGCCAGCGAGCUCAAGUUUCAGCCUAAGGGAAUCGCUGCGACGUUAGGCGCGGUCCUGGUCCCAUCGUCUGAGUCGAUAGCCGUGUACUCCAAUGGCGACAGAGCAAGCUCAUUCCCAGUUAAUUACACGCCUACUGCCAUCGCCGCGCACGGCUCCAUUGUGGCCGUCGGAGGUGACGAUAAACUCGUCCGCAUCUACACGCUCUCAGGCACAGAACUCAAGGACACGGAAACAGUACUCCGCCGCGCAACCUCACCUAUCUCAGCACUUAGUUUCUCAUCAUCUGGCAAGAAGCUCGCAGUAGGUGCCAGCAACGGCAAGAUCUACGCAUAUGAAGCCUCCGCGGACUGGAAACUCAUCACCGAUAGGUGGAGCGCCCACACUGCGCGUAUCACAUGCUUGGCCUGGGACGAGAGUGAGAAGUUCACUGCGAGUGGCAGUCUAGAUACAAAUGUCAUGGUCUGGAGCACCGAGGAUCCGGGCAAACGAAUUAAGGCGCUCAACGCGCACAAGGAUGGAGUUACUGGUGUUGCCUGGGAGAAGACUACUAAGGUCAUCUCGGCGGGCGGUGAUGCAAGUAUAAAGGUGUGGGCGGUCAAGGCGUAA